AUGAACCCUGCCAAGCUCAGGAGCCGCACAGAAAAUCAGUUCAAGGAAGAGCAAGAAAUGGAAAAUUUGGGGAAAAAAGCUUGGGAUAAUCCUGCUUAUGAUGGUUCUCCAUCUCCAAAGAUCAAAGCCAUAUACAAUCCCAAAACUAUUCUGGAAAAUCCAUAUGACAGUAUGGACCACUUGGGGGACCCACCACCUUACCAGGAAGAAAGGAGAACUAAAAGGGGCAAUUUAUGUUCAGAAUUCUGUUCCAACAUUGUCCGAGGAAUAAGAGGGCUUUGGGGAACAACUUUGACUGAAGAUACUGCAGAAAACCGGGAGCUGUUUGUCAAAACUACACUGAGGGAGCUGCUUGUCUAUAUUGUCUUCUUGGUGGACAUGUGUCUCUUGACUUAUGGGAUGACGAGCUCUAACACUUAUUAUUACACCAAUGUGAUGUCCAACCUUUUCUUGUUUACUUCUUCCGAUACUGGGGUCACGUUCCAGAGUAUGAACAGCAUGAAUGAUUUUUGGUCGUACACACAAGGACCAUUAUUAGAUGGUCUUUACUGGACCAAAUGGUACAAUAACGCAACUCUAGAUAACAACCAACAUUCAUUAAUUUAUUAUGAAAACUUACUUCUCGGAGUACCGCGGAUGCGUCAGCUGAAAGUGGAAAACAACUCCUGUGUGGUACAUCAGGACUUUAGAGAUGACAUUUCUGGGUGUUAUGAUGUGUAUACAAAGGAUGAAGAAGACAGGAAUCCAUUUGGACUGGUUAAUGGAACAGCGUGGACAUAUUUCACUGAAGAUGAGUUGGACGGUUCAUCACACUGGGGUAAAAUAGCAACCUAUAGUGGUGGAGGUUAUUAUCUAGAUUUUGAGAUGACCAAACAGGACACUUUAAGGAGUCUGCAAACACUGAAAAAAAAUCUGUGGCUGGAUAGAGGAACUCGGGUGGUCUUUAUUGAUUUUUCAGUGUACAAUGCCAACAUCAAUCUAUUCUGCGUAUUAAGGCUUGUUGUGGAAUUUCCAGCAACCGGUGGUGCAAUACCAUCUUGGCAGAUCCGUACCGUGAAGCUCAUUCGAUAUGUCAGCAACUGGGACUAUUUCGUUAUUGCCUGUGAAAUUGUAUUUUGUGUGUUCAUCUUUUACUAUGUGGUGGAAGAGUGUCUGGAGCUGAGAAUACACAGGUGCAAAUACUUCACUAGCAUCUGGAACAUUUUGGAUGUUGUCGUUAUACUGCUUUCUCUUGUAGCCAUUGCAUUCCACAUCUUCCGAACUCUGGAGGUAAAUCGGCUUAUGGGGUCCCUUCUGGAACAACCCAACACAUAUGCAGACUUUGAAUUUCUGGCUUUUUGGCAGACCCAGUAUAACAACAUGAAUGCAGUUAAUCUGUUCUUCGCUUGGAUUAAAAUCUUUAAAUACAUUAGCUUCAAUAAGACAAUGACACAACUUUCAUCAACUCUUGCUCGCUGUGCUAAGGAUAUUCUUGGCUUUGCGAUCAUGUUCUUCAUAGUUUUUUUUGCCUAUGCUCAGCUUGGAUAUCUUCUUUUUGGCACACAAGUGGAAAACUUUAGCACAUUUGUGAAGUGCAUAUUUACCCAGUUCCGAAUCAUCUUAGGAGAUUUUGACUAUGACGCUAUUGACAAUGCUAACAGAAUUUUAGGACCAAUUUACUUUGUAACCUACGUAUUUUUUGUCUUCUUUGUGCUGUUGAACAUGUUUUUGGCCAUCAUCAAUGAUACCUACUCAGAGGUCAAAGAGGAACUUGCAAACCAGAAGAAUGAGCUACAGUUUUCUGACAUCUUAAAGCAGGGUUACAAGAAGACAAUGAUGAAGCUUAAGCUAAAGAAGGAACGGAUUUCAGAUGUGCAGAAAGCAAUACAGAAUGGUUCUAAAGAAGUGACAUUUGAAGAAUUCAAGAACAGUUUAAAAGAGAUGGGUCAUGAUGAUCAUGAAAUUACAACAGCCUUUUCCAGAUUUGACCAGGAUGGUAACCGGGUUCUUGAUGAAGAAGAACAGAAGAGGAUGAAAAAUAUUCUGGAGGAAAAGAGGCUGGCUCUGAAUGCUGAAAUUGAGAAUCUGGGAAGAUCAUAUGGCAGCAAGGCUCUGGAUGAAGGGAUCAACGUAUCAGACAUAAAGAACAACCUUUCUGCCAACGCCAACCGGGUGUCGCAGGAGGAAAUCAACACAAUUAUGAGACGACUUCAGCAACUUGAAAUGUCCAUUGGUGGAAUAAUGAGAAAAGUUGAAACGGUGGAGAUGAAACUGGAGACGAUGGAAACAAACAAGAUGAAACAGACAAACCUGGUAGACAAUCUACAGAACAAUAUAGCAAAGGAGAAACAUCUUAGCCAGGAUGAAAUUCUACAACAGAAGGAAGGCUGGGAGUCUGAAUACAAACCGCAGAACAUCAUGGAACCAUCAUACAGGAACAGUAAUGCAAUGUAUCCAAAUAUAAACGGCUCACAAAACUCCUUGAAUUAA
Molecule: messenger RNA, 2469 nt
Organism: Nanorana parkeri
Lineage: Eukaryota; Metazoa; Chordata; Amphibia; Anura; Dicroglossidae
Gene: PKD2L1
Product: polycystin 2 like 1, transient receptor potential cation channel
Exons: 15
Coding region: 1-2469 (822 amino acids)
Biological process (GO): potassium ion transmembrane transport; detection of mechanical stimulus
Cellular component (GO): membrane
Molecular function (GO): muscle alpha-actinin binding; sodium channel activity; calcium-activated potassium channel activity
Source: RefSeq, a predicted model, not a curated record